This is a messenger RNA of Halichondria panicea, 372 nucleotides long. RefSeq lists its product as uncharacterized. The record is from RefSeq and is a predicted model, not a curated record. Lineage: Eukaryota; Metazoa; Porifera; Demospongiae; Suberitida; Halichondriidae. The transcript is spliced from 5 exons. Bases 1 to 339 code for a protein of 112 amino acids.
AUGAAAACCAGGCAAACUUGUUGGUCACCUCGUGGAAAAAAUGAACUGAAGACUGAAGACGCUGGGAGAUGGUCACCGCGGGCGCUGCAGGCUGUUGAGUGGACACAUGGACGCCUUACAGGGCCAGCAACUCUAUUAGAAGACUUCCGAGCAGUAUUUAACAGUAUUUUAAAGAAAUUAAGCCAAUUUAAGACUGGAAAAAAGAAACUGCCGAACCACAGUUUGCAAGAGUUCUAUUCUAAUAAGAUGCCUUCACUCGGAGAUCAAAUAAAGGAGAGGCAACCAGCUGGAGGGGAGGCGCCAGAAAUGAAUGAACUCUACGAAACACUAUCUAUAUAAUUAUUGUGUGUGUGUGUAUUAUAUAAUUAUGAU